AUGGUGCAGGAGCGCGAGCGGGACAUCCUGGCGGCCAUCGCCUCCGACCUGGGCAAGAGUGAACUGAAUGCGUACAUCCAGGAAGUCAUGACCAUUCUUGGGGAAGUGGAUCUCGCGCUGGAGCAGCUUCCUGAGUGGGUUGCUGCUAAGCCAGCCAAGAAGAACCUGCUCACUAUGAUGGAUGAAGCCUACGUCCAGCCAGAGCCCCUGGGGGUCGCCCUGAUUGUAGGGGCUUGGAACUACCCCUUCGCCCUCACCGUGCAGCCUCUGAUAGGAGCUAUUGCUGCAGGAAAUGCUGUGAUUAUCAAGCCUUCUGAAGUAAGUGAAAAUACGGCCAGCCUCCUGGCUCAGCUCCUGCCCCAGUAUUUAGACCCUGACCUGUACGUGGUGGUGAACGGUGGCGUGGAGGAAACCACCGAGCUCCUGAAGCAGCGGUUUGACCACAUCCUCUACACCGGGAGCACGGCGGUUGGGAAGAUUGUCAUGGCGGCUGCUGCCAAGCACCUGACCCCUGUGACCCUGGAGCUGGGAGGGAAGAGUCCGUGCUACAUCGACACAGACUGUGACCUGGACGUGGCCUGCAGACGCAUCGCCUGGGGGAAGUACAUGAACUGUGGGCAAACCUGCAUUGCUCCCGACUACAUUCUCUGCGAGCCGUCCCUCCAGGGCCAAAUCGUGCAGAAGAUCAAGGAGACGGUGGAGGAGUUUUAUGGAGAAAACAUAAGAGGAUCUCCCGAUUAUGGAAGGAUCGUCAACCUUCGUCAUUUUAAGAGGCUCCUGCGUUUGCUUGAGGGACAGACGAUCGCUUUGGGUGGGGAGACGGACGAAGCCACCCGCUACAUAGCCCCGACGGUACUCACCGACGUGGAUCCCGAGACCAGGGUGAUGCAGGAAGAAAUUUUUGGGCCGAUUCUUCCGGUAGUGCCUGUGAAGGAUGCAGACGAAGCCAUAAGGUUCAUCAAUGAUCGCGAAAAGCCACUGGCUCUCUACGUGUUUUCCCGCAACCGCAAGCUCGUCCGGCGGAUGAUUGACUGCACGUCCAGCGGGGGUGUCACGGCCAACGACGUGAUCAUGCACUGCAUGCUCGGCUCUCUGCCCUUCGGGGGCGUGGGAGCCAGCGGGAUGGGAGCGUAUCACGGAAAGCAUAGCUUCGAUACCUUUUCUCAUCAACGUGCCUGUUUAUUGAAAAGUUUAAGGGGAGAAGGUGCUAACAAACUCAGAUAUCCCCCCAACAGCCAGUCAAAGGUGGACUGGGCGAAAUUCUUCCUUUUGAAACGAUUCAGCAGAGGAAAACUCAGUCUCCUGCUCCUCACCAUCCUGGGCACUGUGGCCGCUGUUCUGGUCAAGGCUGUCUACUACUGA
Pipistrellus nathusii (Nathusius's pipistrelle) is the source of this 1362-nucleotide messenger RNA. NCBI's taxonomy places the organism in Eukaryota, Metazoa, Chordata, Mammalia, Chiroptera, Vespertilionidae. The record is from the annotation of a GenBank genome assembly.